Messenger RNA from Gambusia affinis (western mosquitofish), 11847 nucleotides. RefSeq names its product nuclear receptor subfamily 3, group C, member 2 (gene nr3c2). Gene Ontology annotation, biological process: regulation of DNA-templated transcription. The coding region runs from base 442 to 3423 and encodes 993 amino acids. The record is from RefSeq and is a predicted model, not a curated record. Lineage: Eukaryota; Metazoa; Chordata; Actinopteri; Cyprinodontiformes; Poeciliidae. The transcript has 9 exons. Gene Ontology annotation, molecular function: zinc ion binding; sequence-specific DNA binding; DNA-binding transcription factor activity.
GCAGUAGGAGGGUCCAUGUGCACAGAAUGACGUCGCUCUGACUGCAAGUCCAACCGACUCCUGCGUUUGUUUUUUUUUAUUACUCCUCUUAAAAAAAAUAAAAAAUGCAGGGCCCCAGAUUCGUUAAUCUGCGAAAUUACAGCCAUAAUGUGAGAUUAUGCGCCGCUGUUGCCCGACCCAUCGCUGAGGCUCGUCUUGUCAGGAGCAGCGGCUCGCUGUUGAGGAUUACUAGAGAUAAUACGCAGUAGACUUUUACGGUGUGCGUUUAGCUGUCAAACUGACAGCGAUGUGUCAGGAAGAGUAGUUAGAGCGCGUUUGUUGAUAUUUAUUCACUUUGCAGUGCGCGUCUUUCCUCCCCUGUCUUCUGGAUUACCGCUGCCCAGCAACACAGCCACCUGACAACUCUGAAUGUCGUAAUUAAGGUGACUCAAUGAGCCAGCAAUGGAGACCAAAGGAUACCAAAGUUUCUUUGAUGGAGAAGACGCAGAGAAUAAAUGGUCUGAAGCCCCGAGCACGAUGGAGUACUCCUGCAGCACGGAGGAUUCGAGUCUGACUAGCAGCGACAUCCUGAUGGACGUAGUCAAUGUCAGCUGCUGUGCUGGAAGCCUGGCAGCCAACAGCAAAGACAAGAAUACCAAGAAGCAGGAGCAGCCAAUGCUUCAGCUCAGCCAGAGCCAGCCAUUUGUUCUCCCACACUUCAACAACACCCUGCAUGGUCUUAAACAGGAAAUGGACUCCAAGGAGCUUUCCAAGACUGUGGCUGAGUCUAUGGGUCUGUAUAUGAACGCUGCCAGAGAGGCGGACUUUGCUUUCAGCCAUCAUGGAGGCAGCUCAAGCCCAGGGAAACCUUACCCAGUAUGUGGGCGCUCGCUGGAGGAGAACCAGUGCGGCUCUAAAAAGAGCCCCAAGUUGAAGCCCUUUGGCUUUCAACAGCCAGGUUCCACUCCCAGGGAAUGCACCACUGGGACUGUAGUUAGCUCAGCAUCCAUGCUUGUGUCCUCCCUGUCCUGCAGUCCUCAGACGUCCAGCUGCAUCUCAAGCCCUGGAGGCAGCAACAACAUGGUGUCAUCUACAACCAGCCCUACAUGCUUUGGACCACUAUGCUCAUCUGUCAGCAGCCCUGGAAACCAGACUUUGUGCGCAGCAACUCUAGCCAACAUCAAGAGCAGGAAUUCAGUCACAUGUAGCCCUGUAGAGUCCAGCACAGUCGGUUCGCCUCCGCUAACCAGUCCGCUUAAUGUCAUGAGGUCCCCCAUGUCCAGCCCACAGAGCAUGAGCAGCGUGCGAUCCCCUCCAUCCUGCAGCACUACAUGUAACAUUAGGUCGUCUGUUUCCAGCCCCACCGGUGGCAGCUGUACUGCUGCUACUAAUAACAGUAACACAGCAAGGCUGUCCAUCUCCAGUCCGGCCUCGGGGGGCCCUAUGGCUGCCAGCAGCCCCCAGAACCCCUCCUCUGUUGGGUUUCCUGUGUCCAGUCCAGCUGGUGGGCUAGGUUUGGUUCAGAACGACACCAACAGUCCGGAUGCGGAGGGGAUGACCAGAGACACAGAUUUCAAGAACUUUGAGUUUCCUAAAGUGGAGAUGGUGGACGGGGAGGUGUUCAGCGUGGGGCUGGACCAGAUGGGCAUGGUUAAGUACAUCAAGAAUGAACCUGAAACUGACUUCCGGAGCAUGUGUCUCGGCAGCUCCAAAUGUAAUGUGAGCAGCGCGCCAUUAAUCACGCAGAUUAAGAGUGAGCCAAACAAAAAUGAGGGUUGCAUGAACCAGCAGCCUUUUGGAGAGACGUCGCCAUCCCUCGGCCUCUUCCCGGCAUCCGAGACCACAUAUUUAUCCCUGAGGAACAACAUCGACGAGUACAGUCUCUCUGGGAUCCUAGGGCCCCCAGUCUCUUCUGUGAAUGGGAACUACGAGACAGACUUGUUCUCCAACAAUGUACUGUCUAAAGGGGUCAAACAGGAGUCCAAUGACGGCAGCUAUUACCAAGAGAAUAACAGCAUGUCCACCUCCGCCAUUGUUGGAGUUAAUUCCGGCGGACACUCAUUCCAUUACCAGAUUGGAGCGCAAGGAACAAUGUCAUUCACGCGGCAUGACAUGAGGGACCCGUCCAACCCUUUGUUGAAUCUAAUUUCACCUGUAACGGCAUUAAUGGAGUCAUGGAAAUCUCGGCCAGGGAUGUCACAGGGUUCACUGUCAGCCAGGAGUGAAGGCUUCUCGGGUCAGAACUGCAUCGCUGACAGCAUGUCAAGCUCAGCGCUCAGACAACCUUCCUCAACGGCCAAAGUGUGCCUGGUCUGUGGAGACGAAGCGUCCGGGUGUCACUACGGUGUGGUGACGUGUGGAAGCUGCAAAGUGUUCUUCAAAAGAGCCGUGGAAGGUCAGCACAACUACCUGUGCGCUGGCAGAAAUGACUGCAUCAUUGAUAAGAUCCGAAGGAAAAACUGCCCAGCCUGUCGCGUACGGAAGUGUCUUCAGGCUGGGAUGAACCUUGGAGCACGGAAGUCUAAAAAGUUAAAACUGAAGGGAGUCAACGAGGACCUGCAGAGCUCCAAAGACGCCCAGAUUGCCACAGGUGGCGUUGGAGGCGGCUACCUGUCCUCAGAGAAGGAGCUGAGUGCCAGCGCUGCCAAUGCCCUGGUGCCCCACGGGCCUGGGGUGGUCACACCUUUUCUGCCGCCCUCCAUCUGCAGCGUGCUGGAGCUGAUCGAGCCCGAAGAGGUGUACUCUGGCUAUGACAACACACAGCCGGACACAACUGACCACCUGCUGUCCAGUCUCAACCGCCUGGCUGGAAAGCAGAUGGUACGCAUGGUGAAGUGGGCCAAAGUACUUCCAGGUUUCCGGGGCCUGCCCAUUGAGGACCAAAUCACCCUGAUCCAGUACUCAUGGAUGUGUCUGUCCUCCUUCUGCCUCAGUUGGCGCUCCUACAAACACACCAAUGGUCAGAUGCUCUACUUUGCCCCAGAUCUCAUCUUCAACGAGGAGCGCAUGCGGCAGUCGGCCAUGUACGACUUGUGUCUGGGCAUGAGGCAAGUUAGCCAGGAGUUUGUUCGGUUGCAGCUAACCUACGACGAGUUUCUGUCAAUGAAGGUGCUUCUGCUUCUCAGCACAGUUCCCAAAGAGGGUCUGAAGAACCAGGCUGCAUUCGAGGAGAUGAGGGUUAAUUACAUCAAGGAGCUGCGACGUUCUGUGGGAAAGGCGACCAACAACUCCGGCCAAACCUGGCAGCGCUUCUUCCAGCUCACCAAGCUGCUGGACGCCAUGCAUGAUCUCGUUGGGAACUUGUUGGACUUCUGCUUCUACACCUUCCGUGAGUCGCAGGCCCUGAAGGUGGAGUUCCCCGAAAUGUUGGUUGAGAUCAUCAGUGACCAGAUACCAAAGGUGGAGUCGGGCCUUACUCACACCAUCUACUUCCACAAGAAGUGACUCGCUGCAAAGCCGGAACAGAAGUGGCAUUAAGAACCGGGAAAGAAAGAAGAAAACGAGGUUCAGGGAAGGAAACAUGUGCAAGAAAGGCCUGACCUGUCGGCCCCUCACCCUGCCGCCCUCUGAGGCGGCGUCCUCGCCUCGGAUCGCAGUCGAGCAGAGUGGUGAGGAGAAGGAUUUGACCCUGAAGUCACCAUAAGCAUCUUAGAGCUGUGAAUAGUUUGAGACAUCGAGAACGACACGACGAGAUUGACUUUUGACAAACCUGACGAAAACAUCCUGAUGUACACCCAUGCAACCCUGCCCCAAAGAUGAAAACAGUAUUCUGUGGAGAUAAAGCCAUAAAUCACCUAGAAUAUAUUCACACAGGAGUAGAUGGAAAAUUAACACACUUACAUGCCUUCCCGUAAAUGCCCUCCGCCUGCACUAUAUUGAGAUUCCCUUACAAAUCCACUGAAAAGUUGUUUUUUUUUUUAAAAUUGCAAAUAUUAAAUCCAGCUUAUGCAGUCUUAAAAAUAAUAAUCACACUUGGUAAUAUCCUGCUUAGACUAGUAAAUUAGCUCUGCGUGUAGCAGCAAAGGACUUCAUGUGGAGGCUGCAGGUCUCUGUGAAGAUAUCCCAAGGGCUAUACAGGUAUCAUCAUAAGCUAAACGACGACAUCAGAUCUAACAAGUCCAAGUUCGGUUCACAAGUCUGCAUCGUGACGGCCAUUAAUGACAUCGACAUAUACACAAGUUUAAAUAUGUGUAGUGAAACAAUCAAGACUAUUAUGCAAAAGUCCAAAGCUUGAGCUGUUUUGAAAUGAAUAUAUCUCUCCAGUGUGAAGAAAGCUUGAACAUGAAACUCCCGUGACUCCUUCAGAGACAUUGUGUUAUAUAUUGAUGCAACACUUUACCUUUUCUGCAGAAAAAAAUAAAUAAAUGAAGUAAAAAAAAAUUGCAGGAUGAAAUAAUGCAUUUACAGAAACAAUUUCAGUAAAAGUCGACUGAUAAUGGAUUUGACUGAAGUGAAUCUGUAGUAAUAGCUGUCAUUUGUGUUAUCUCCAGAGCAGCUGUCCAAAUGUCUGUUUCUACCCACAAUGAAGCUAAACCAGCCCUUUGUGAACCAACACUUAUCUACUCUUCCCAGAGACAAUAAAAAAGCAUUUUAUAGAAGGGUUUGUUUUUUUUGACAAGCCAGUCAUUUUACAUUAAGGUGCUUCAUUUCUACAAAGCGAGGCGAGACGUAACAUGUACAGUAACAAAUAGACAGCCCAGACACUACAAUAUAUAUGGACUCAAAGUCUGAACACACAUACUCUGUAAAGUUUAUAGUAUCCAACGUGGAGCAUUACUCUGCUUACAGCUAACACAUCAAUACCGAGCAAGUUUGUACAGGUAUUAACACCAUUCUCCUCAGUUGAUGUACAGAAGAUGUUUUAAGGUACGUGUUGAUGAAGAACAGAUUAUUCUGCUGAAACGGUCAGUUUUUCCAAUGUAGAUUCCUCUUUUUUUUCCUCUUAUAUGUGGGCCAAGUUGUAUUACUUUCACUAUGGUCUUCUGGACCGUUUAAUAGUCUCACACCCCACUGGUUUCUGGAUGGUUGCGGAAAACUACGAUGAUGCUACUGAAAAGCGACAGAGAAGAUAACAAGUGUGUGGGGAGGCGUGAUUGUUAUCCAGUUAUUGUGCCCUGUGCAAGUGUGUAUUUACAUGCGUGUAUGAAGUUUGUGUGCAUUUUUUUUUUUAUCUCUCUCUCGGAAAGCAUGUGAAUAGUUUAUCUGCUCUUUCAGUGUAGGUUAUUAUGCACACAUGUCAUAGAUUUUAGCCAUAUCCUGUUUCCACAUUUAGAUUUGCACAGAGGAGGAACAAUGUGAAAUGAGGCAUUAGCGCAGCUAGCAGGGAUCGUUUGUUCCUUUAAGCAACUCUUAUAACAAAGGAAGAGAUUUCUGCAUGUUCACCCAGCCUAAUGUCAGAUAGCAUAGUAUUAGCCACCUAGCCUGGUGCUGGUGUGCUGCAUUAGAGCACCAGCUCCUCUCAAAGCCGGCCCAAGGCAAAGCAAGCUAAGCAGCCCCCAUUAUCAGUGACUUACUUCACUAAAGGGAUGCACCGAGCAUCAGCUGAGUUUUAACUUGACAGGAAAUAAUCAGGAAACUAAAACAUCAGAUCAUUUUUGGGUCAGCAAACAUGCUAUGCCCAAACCCUACUGGACUGCGCAGCUGCAACACCCUUUGUUGUGGAUGGGUGUACUAAGGACAGAAAACUCACCAUUAGCAUUUUCUAAAGAAGCACAACAGGCAUUUUAAAUAUUUGGAAAUUAGAUGCGUAUCUUACAGAAUAUUCGAAACAUUGUCAAAUGAUUGUACUCAAAAAAAAAAUAAUUCUUUCUCUUUGAUGCUUAGUGUCUUUUGAGGUUGGAAGGCAGCUUUGCCAUCACCCUAAUCUCUAGCUCCCUCUAUCAGGUUCAUGUUUGGACUUUGACUUCAAAAUGUUUCUUACAUUUCAGUUAGAAGAAAAAUAUAGGUAACAUUGAAAUGUUUCACUUUAAAGGUAAGAAUGUCAGUAAUGUUAGGCAUAAUUCUAAUUUAAAUGAGUAGAGCAAUUAAACAGAUAACAGAAAGACUGAUUGUGUUGUAGCCAAGUUGGUCUGAUUUAUCAUCCCUUGUAGCUUUCAGCCUCUAUCAUGAAACAUAGGGUGUUUUAGAAAUUUUGGCUUUUGAAAUAGUCUACAUUUUAGGGAAUACACAUGGAAGCUGUUGUUACAAAGCAAACUGAUAAUUGUACAUUUAGGAUGCUAAAAUUAAAUCUGCAUCUUAAAAAUCAGGUUUAGGGCAACUGCCCUUUCAACUCCUGAAGUGGUUCCUUUGCUCUUCAGGUAAAUAAUUAAUGAGUGGUGAUUAAGUUUAUCCAAGAGAAACCAAAAUCUAUUAAAAUUGUAUCCGGAGGGUCAGAGCUUCACAAAAUUUUUAAAUUGGCCACAAAAAUUUGAUUGGUGCAUCUCUACUAAAACUAAAAUGUUUAAUUUUAAUUUAAUUUGACAUAUGAAUAUGUAAUAUCAAAAUAAUACAAUUUGAUAGUUUUGAAGAGCAUGACUGAAGUCACCAUAGUUCAGUCAUUUCUCCUGCUUGUGUCUGUGUGGGAAUCACCUUUCAUCAACACUGUAGCUGUAAAUAAACAAAUAACAAUGAACCUUCACUUAAUGCAGGAUUCUGGCAGCUGCCUAACCAAAUGAAGAUACCAGACAAAUUAAUUUGGGGCCCCAAAUUAAAUUCUACUUCUGGCCCCACAUAAUCUUGGCUCGGCUCUGGAACCGUUCCGCCAGACUUUUAGCUCUCUUCUCUUCUCUGAGUUGAAGUUCAUUUUCAGGCAAACAGAAGCCAGAUUUGUUUGUCUUUGGAGUUGUAGUAAAUAUAGUUUUAAUGAUGGGGAACAGAAAAAGGGGAGGGUUGUGUAUUUUAUUUCUUACUAUUGUCAAAUUUUCCCAUCCUGUUAGUUUUUUUUUCUCCAUAAAUUAUGGAACAAAACAUAUUGGGUAAGAAUGUAGGGCUAACUUCCCCUCUUUCACUAUACUAUACAGAAAUAUUAUUUCAAUGUUUUUUUUCUCCACUGCAAUAAUUUUCAGCACCUUUCCAGAAAGGCUUCAUUUAAUCCUUUAUUUUGCCCCCUUUUGUUGUCCUUUUUGAAGAAUAAAAAAUGUCUAACAGUUCAUAGAAUGAAUGGGAAAGUAUUUUUGAGAGAAUUAUAUUUUGCAGGAAAACAAUAUUUAAGUACUUUGUCUAAAAAUGAUAUCCUUUUUGUAAAACAAAAAUGUUAUUGCAUGCUUUUUGAUGAGAUGUUUACAUGUACUUAAAAAAAGGGAAACUUGUGCCUUUUUAUCUCACCUGAUUUACAGUUUUACAGUAUAUAUUGUAAAUAAUAAGGCAAGUCUUUAUGUUGAGUGUAGUAUAAAACAUUUCUACUUUAACCAUCUUGUUAAACAGUUGAAAAAAAAUGUGUUUCCCACUCGCCAUGUUCUGUUUGUUGGCUCGCAGAGUAAGGGUUGGCACAGUGAAAUGAAUGUAUCAUUUAUCGUGAGAGACUUAUGGCGUAUACUACCUGAAUGUUAGAGAGAGUACAUUUAUUAUCUACUCACUGAGGACAUUUUUUUAUUUUGCUUUUUUUUUUUAUUUUCUUCAUUAUUGUUUCCUUAAACAAAUAAAAAAAUCAAAAGCACUUUUUUUUAAAAAUUUGUAACAAGCUGUAUUAAGAAAGGGAUCCUCUUUGCUGUUGAGGUGAUAUCGUAACCACGGUAACAAAGUAGAAAAGCACUAUAAUAAUUAAAACCAAGGAGUCGCAUACUGUUGAAACUGGGACAUGUUAAAAGAAGUUAUUGACUUUUUAGCAUUGAAAUAUAAACAGGUGAACACAUUAACUUAGAAUCACUGACUUCAACAUGAGUUUGCGCUGGCGUUAUUAUUUAUUUUAUUUUAUUACAAAUGAACAAUUGAAAAGAAAUGUGCAUGAAGGUUUGGCCAUCAAAGAAAAUAAUUUGAGGUAAAGAAAGGUAAAUUCAGGAUGUUGAAUCUUCUGCAACCUCUCCAAGUGAGACUGGAUGUCUCAUUAUAGGACAUGUUUAUGAGCUGUGAGUAAACUUAGGAAAAAACAACUAUCAUAUGAAUGUUUCCAGUUAUAAAAUAAAUUUUAUGUUUGGUUCCAUUGUGUUCACAAAACUAUCUUCACACUGCAAAUUAAGCUAUUUGAAAACGUGAAAGGAAAAACUGUGAUUUUUUUAAUGUGGUUUUCUGUGGAGUUAUAGUCAGAAUCUACCUUCAACAGACAAUAAUCUGGAUAAUCUCUGUUGGGAGAAACUAACUAAUUUCUUAAGUAAAGACAGCCUGAAAGUGGAUUCAAAAACAAUUUUUAAGGAACAUUUAGAUUUCAAAUGACCAGGUAAUGUUUUCAAGAAAAAAAUUUUACUGAUGGAUGCUUCACAAAAUGAGAUUUGAACAUAAUCAGUUCUUUUAAAGACAGGCAGGAAGUAUCUAUGAACUUUAAAAACAGGUUUUUUAAAUUAAUUUUAUGAUAAUUUCAUUGAAAUUUAAAAAUACAAUGCAAAGCAAAAUUAUAAAACAACCAUUUAAAUGUCAAAUGCAACAAUGUGAAGCAAAUGAUUUUGUAUCAGGAAUUGCUUAUUAAAUGUCUUUGGCUGUAUUCAGCCACAUUUAUUUGAAGCUGCAAAGAAGGAUAAACACAACUUGGAACCAUUUCACUCUGCUGGGUAAAACACGAAAUGUCUAGUUCCUGUGUGACAUAAUUUCUAGAUAUUCUUGCAUUGCUUUGGUGUAGAGUACUUUAGAAAUCAUUUCAUUUAUAUGUUUUGCAUCAAACAUGGGUGUUGAGAUGUCAAAGCUUUGUAACUGAAUAACAGGUAAAAAAGUUGUAAUUGCUUCUGACUGUUUUCUAAAUAUGUUUACUUCAGACUAUGAAAACUACACAGUUGUGGUUCAAUACAAAUACUUGAACAUCUCAGAGUAAACAACAAUUUUAAAGCACAAAGAUUGGAGCAGAAAUUCAAUCUGGACUAGCCAUUAGCAGGACUCUUUCAUGGGAACUUCUGUUUCCCCAAACCGAGAUCGUUCUGAAAGCUUUCAGCAGGUAACAUACUGACUAAUGACAAAUCCACAAAAUCCACACUUCAAAUUUUUCCCAAACUAUUUCUUUAAAUUUUUACUGGCAAAAUAUGAGCUACAAACAGUGGAGGGAUUAAAGUGUGACAGCAAAGUAUUGAACCGGGAACAGGGGAGUGUUGGAAAUAAGUGAGCAUAUAAAUCUAUCUGCGCUCGAGCUGCAUUGUUAGUAAUUCAAUAUUUUCAGCUGUCACUUUAACAAAGUGAGAGAAAAGAAAAUCUUCUGCAAGUAAGUGCAAUUCUCUGUCAGCAGACGGACCUGUAAGUUGUAGUGACACUCUCAUCCAACUUCCAGCAAAAAGUAAACAAGAAUAUUCACAACUGUCAAACUAGUUCCAAGAGAGGGAAGCUGAUUAAUGUACAGUUUAUUUUUUGGUCAUCAGUCAUUACAUACUGCCAGCUCAAACUUUCCCAAAACUCCAGGGAGCUGCAUUGUCUUCUGAACAGUCCUCUUCUAAAUUCACUCUCCUUUUUUGGCUUGUUUGUCUCACGAUUAGUCUAACUGCUGUUCCUGACACUAUUACGUCAUUGUGUGUAUGGAGUCAUGUCAUUGCCGUUUUUCAGAGUUGUGAAUCGGGUGUAGACAGUCUAAGCCAUAUCUCCACGGCCAUGGCAGUGCAUUAUUUAUUAAUAAAUAUAUAAAUAUAUAUAUAAAAAUAUACAGAAAUGCUUUUUUUCCAGAUCCAAAAAUACCUUUUUACUCAGUACAAGUUUUCUUAGCAAACAUACAGUGAACCUCCUUCACCAAACCUCCUUCAGCAAUUUUUGAAACCAGAUACUACUGUAUAUCUUAAUGCAGAUAUUGCCAUACUUGUGUUUGCAGAAAUAUUGCAAGAUUCUAAUAAAACCAUUACACUGACUGAUUAAUGUGAUCUGAUUAUUUAUGUGUGUUGUUUACUUUAGAAAACAGAAACCUACAGCCUACCCAACAGUCAAUGCACAGUCAUAUUCAAUAAAUAAGAAAGCAUUAGAAAAGUUAACUUAUUUCAGUAACAUAAUUCACUCAGCAAAAACAUUAAAUGAUUUAAUUAAUUCAUUGUAAAGCCUUUAUUUCUGUCCAUUGUGAUUUUCUGCUUACAGCUCAAGAAAACAUGACAUUUGGGAUUAGAGUAUUACAUCAGUCCAAUAAUAAUAAUAAAAAAAAAAAAAAAAAAAUACAGAAGUUUGGCUUAAUAAAAAGUAUUUUUAAUUUCUUUAAAGGUUGUUAUUUUCAAAACAUCUAGCAAACGAGCCUCAAACAAAUAUAUUUAUUGAAUAUGACUCAUGAACUUUCACUGACCACAAAUCUUAGAUUGUUGUUCAAGUCAAAGUAAAUCCUUAACUGUGCAGGUGAAAAAGCAUGAAGAUGAUUUUAACUUGCUGGUUGUUAUGCUCAUUGUCUGUCAAUGUAUAUUCCUCUAUAAAUAUUGUUUUGCUUAUUUCAAAUUCUGAUGCCUCAUGUUGAUAUAUAUCUAAGAAAGCAAAUACAUUUUUAUGAGUUUUGGCCUUUCAAACGAUUAUAGAAACCCCGACAAAAGUGGAAAUUUGAGAAAAUGUGGGUAAAUUGGGAUUUAGAGUCCCAUUAAAAUACAUUAAAGUCUGCGACAUACAAUGCGCCAUACUGACUCCCAAUCGACAUUGUGUCGUGUUUUAACUUGACGUCAUAUGCUAAUACGGUACUUAAAAGUAGUUCAAGCUAUCUAUCUGCACACACAAAUGAACCUCCUGGCGCCAUGUUUAAUUCCUAUCAAGAAGUCGUAGUUGUUUUGAAGCAAUCUAAUUGACUGAAAUCAGCUUUGUACUAUACUGCCCCCUACAGGUUUGGACAUGUUUAAAUCAACACUCAGCGACGUUUUGUACGGGUUAAUGCGGAUGUCGUCUUUUCUGAAACCGAUAUCGUGCAUGAUAGUAUUGCUGAUUGGCUGAACCCCAACUGUGAACUGCCAUGCUAAGAUGGUUGCCAGUGUAUGUCAAUGAAUAUUACACGGUGUUGGUGUGAAAACUAUUACAAUAUAGAGGUAUAAAAGUUUUAUUAAGAUUUUUGCUAUUAGCAGGUAACCAAAUAUGUGGAAAAUGAACAAUCGUUUUCUAUGCAAAAUAAAUCCCCUUAUGAUGAUAAGUGUGUCGACUCCUUAGUUAUUCAGGUGUGAACAGAUAUCGUUUCAUUAAUAAAAUAUUUGAUUCUUGAUUUUAGACAUCAGUAUUUGCUAAUCUUUUCAUUGCAUCAUCUUUGUCUUUAUUGCAAGUUUGAAAUAUAGAAAAAUCUUUUUGCUUUUAAUAUGUGAAAUUGAUUGUCCACUUAAAAGGAGGUAUUCACUUUGAAUACAUUUUUAAUUUAUGUUAUGGGGCUGACUGAUUUUUGAAGACGAAAGUUGUUGAAUGCAAUUUAACUAUGCUAAAAAACCUGUUUUAUGUAGAUUAAUCCAUAUAUCCAUUUAGUGCCUGGAGAAAAAUAACGAACUUUGGUAGCACAGAAAGGAUGUGCUGAGGAGCAGCAGCAGGUACGGCAGCUUAAAGGAGCUGGAGUAAGAGGAACAAAGAAGGAAGGAAUAGAAAGGCAGGAGACUUUUACAGUUAAAAUGAACCUGUGGAGAAAAAUCACCAUUAACCUUGUUAAGGUCUGAUCUGAACAAACGCCUGCUUUGCCAGACUGGAGAGCAGACAGUAUUACUUUUUUGCUCAUUCACCCCCCCUCUCUCUGAAUCACAGCCUUCUCCAAAUCUCCCCCAGAUUUCCAAUUGCUUUCACUUGUAGUCGUGCCAGAUAAACAGAAUCUAUUGGAUCAGGCUGAUUUCACGGCUG